Molecule: messenger RNA, 1569 nt
Organism: Kwoniella botswanensis
Lineage: Eukaryota; Fungi; Basidiomycota; Tremellomycetes; Tremellales; Cryptococcaceae
Exons: 6
Coding region: 1-1569 (522 amino acids)
Biological process (GO): transmembrane transport
Cellular component (GO): membrane
Molecular function (GO): transmembrane transporter activity
Source: RefSeq, a predicted model, not a curated record
AUGUCGCAACCAAACGUUGAGCACAGAAUGACCGAAGAUCCAGCUACCUGGAUUGACUCUAAAGGGCAAGAUGAACAAAUCGAAGAUCUCAAACAUGUGACCAUUGAUAAUGUCAACGACUCCGAAGCAGCUCCUUACCUGGACCACACCAUCAUUAUCGAUGAGCGAGAGAACAAAAGACUCAAGAGGAUGAUUGAUCGAAGGAUCUUACCACUUCUUUGUCUUGCUUACUUCGCCCAGGCUAUGGACAAGGGUGCAACCAGUCCCAUUAGUAUCAUGGGCUGGCUUGAAGAUGUCAACGCUUCCGGUCAAGAUUACGCUCUCAGCAGUACGGUAUUAUGGAUCGGUCUCGUGGCCGGUAAUCCUGUGGCGUCCCAACUUAUUCGUCGAUUCCCCGUUGCCAAAGUUCUCGCAGCGUCGAUGCUUGUAUGGACGGGCCUGGCAUUCUGGUUGACCUUCACCCUCGACGUACCUCAAAUCCUAGCAAAUCGUGCUAUUCUUGGAUUCUUCGAAGCGUCGUUUAAUCCCUGCUUGGUCACGAUCAUGGUGCAAUGGUAUCUAAGCUCGGAGCAAGCCGUCAUCUCGGCUGUCUGGCACUCGUUCACUUCUCUUUCAACUUGUCUUCAAUCGGUCAUGGGAUAUGGGUUCUACCAUGUUCGUCACGACAAUUCUGGUGGCCUGAAGAGCUGGCAGUAUCUUCUCUUGACGGCUGCAUGCAUCUCAGCCGUCUCGACCAUUGCCGUAUUCUUUUUCCUCCCCGACAGUCCUACAAGAGCGCGUUGGGCUGAUGAAGAGCUCAAGACCAAGUUUGUCGAACGGGUCAGAUCCAACAACCAAGGUAUCAAGCAGAAAAUUUGGAAAUCGGACCAGGCUUGGGAGACCGCGAAAGAUCCUCAGGUGUAUGCUCUAUUCGCCUUGACGUUCUGUCAAACUCUUGUCAUCGGCGGUGUUGGCAAGUUCAGCGCGCUACUUAUCAACAAAGCAUUUGGAUUCGAUGUUGCUACCAGUCAGCUGCUCAAGAUCCCCGUCUCGGCGGUCGGUGUAUCCGCCUACUUCUUGAUGGCGUAUCUGCAACAAAAGUACGAACAGACACUCUUCACCAUGAUCGCCUUCACGUUGUUGAACAUGAUCGGUACCAUCGUUAUUGUCUGCGUUGCACCCAGCGACAAGACUCGAGUUGGGCUUAUGAUCGCUUUCCUCUUGCUUCAAUUCUUUGGUGCUUGUAACACCGCCACUUCGGUCGUCCUGAGUCGAAACAUCGCUGGUCAGACCAAGAAAUCUAUCGCCUACGCCACCACCUUCAUGGCUUGGGGCGCUGGAAAUGCUGUAUCUCCUCAGCUCUUCUGGAAUACCUGGGCUCCGAGAUACAUUCCGUCUCUCUACAUUCAUCUGGGCCUCUACGCUACCUAUAUCAUCCUCGCACUGGCUACACGUACCAUGCUUGUUCGACGCAAUGCUAAAAAACAAGCGGCUCGAGACAUGCGUGAUGGCGAGGAGGUACAAGCCAAUCUGCAUGCAUUCGAAGAUCUGACGGAUCUGCAGAACCCAGACUACAAGUACUCGAUCUAG